AUGGCCAGCUCCCGCCGCCUCGCCCGCUGGGGCCUCGUGUCACUGCCGCUGCUGCUGCUGCUGCUAGCGGCGUCGGCGGCGGCGUCGUCAGCGUCAUCGUCGGCGGCGGCGUCGGCGUCGGAGGCGGCGCGGCUGGCCGCCAGGAUUGCCAGCCUCGAGCGCCGCCUCAAGUCAGUGGAGCAGCCAGUGUGGGAGGUGUCUUCGGGCCCGGAGCGGUGGUCGCGCUGCACCGAGGGCCCGUGCCGCUGCCGGCCCGAGACGCUGAGCCUCAGCUGCUGGAGGAUGCACCUGCGGGAGCUGCCGGCGCUGCAGCUGGUGCCGACCGACGCCCGCGCCAUAGACCUGGGCGUGAAUGCGCUGCCAGCGCUCCACAAGGACGCCUUCAAGGACCUCAGCCGACUCGUCGAACUAGACCUGUUCGACAACAGCGUAGACCACCUGCCGCCUGCCAUCUUCGAGUCUCUGCACAGCGUCCGUCACAUGAGGCUGAACAGAAACCGCCUGGUGGAGCUCUCCGAGAGACUCUUCAGCAAGCUCGUCCACCUCGAGACGCUGGACCUGUCGUGGAACCAGCUGCGGUCGCUGCCGGAGAAGCUGGUGCGCUUCUGCAGCCAGCUGACGCUCCUCCACCUGAGCGGCAACCGGCUCGUCACGCUGCCGGAGGGGCUGCUGCAGGGGCUGGCGCGCCUCGAGGAGCUCGACCUGUCCGCCAACAGCCUCGAGCAGCUGCCGCCGCUGCUCUUGCAAGGGCUGUCGUCUCUGCGGCGGCUGCGGCUGUCGGACAACCGCCUGUCCGAGGUCCCCCAAGAGCUGCUGUCCGGCCUGUCGGCGCUCGAGUCUCUGGCGCUGCGCCGCAACCGGCUGGCGCGCCUCGGGCCGCGGCUGCUCGCCGGCCUGCACAACCUCACCGUGCUAGACCUCACCUCCAACAGCAUCACCGCCCUGAGCGGGGAGGAGCUGCGCGGGCUGUGGUGCCUGCGCGAGCUGCACCUGGGCCAGAACCUGCUGUCGCGGCUGCCCGACGGCGCGUUCGCGCAGCUGCCGGCGCUGCAGAAGCUGUUCCUGUUCGCCAACACGCUGGAGCAGCUGUCGGCGGGCGCGCUGCGCGGCCUGCACAACCUCACCACCCUGCUGCUCAACAACAACCUGCUGCGCGGCUUCGACGGCCGCCUGCUGGCGCACUCGCCCAGCCUGCUCAAGCUGCAGAUCGACAGCAACAAGCUGCAGUACAUCCCGGCGGGCGCGUUCGACGUCGUGCCGGACCUGGUGGCCAUCAAGCUGGCCAAGAACCCCUGGCACUGCGACUGCUCCGCGCUCUACCUCGCCACGUGGCUGCGUGAUCACUCGUCGCAGGUGUGGGACGCCUGGCCGACUUGUCGCGGGCCUGGGGACCUGGGCGGUCGCAACAUGCACGAGCUGGGCUUCGAGGAGCUGUGUGACGGCCAGUGGGCAUCCAUGGUCCGCCUUACGCCUCGCAUUCCCGUCGCCUGAUGGCGCCAUCAGCGGGCCUCCGAGGAGCUGCUCACGCAUUACGUCACCAUCGCCCGAUGACGUCAAGAGUGGAUCUCUGUAAAGCACCGCACACGGCACCUCCUCAUCGCCCGGUGGUGCCAUCGGCCAGCGUGUAUGAGGCGCCUCAUUCUGUACACCCCAGCCACCUGACAGCACCAUGAAGCAGGCUUGCGGCCAUCUCUUGGUAGUCCAGGGGGCCGCACAGCACUUGGGCCCUCUCAGCUCCUACUCAUCUACAAAGUCUACAAGUUAUAUUCUCGAACAUCCUCAAAAAAGUGCCAGAAAAAGAAAACACAGAUAAGAAAUCUGACUGAUAUUGAUAAAGAAUCAGACUAACACACAGACUGGAAUUUUGGUGAUGAUGAUGAUGACAUGUCAGUGUCCCUGUCGAUCCAACGCAGAUACGGGACAGCUGGCGGCUAGAUACUACCAAAAAAAAAAAAAAUCACUAAACAGCCGCAUGUUUUCAAAAGUUGUUAUUUUAUUUACCUGACCAGUUUCGGCAUCUCAUUAGCACUCCAUGUAUAGAGAAUCAGAUACAUCGAUGCAUGCAUAAUCGGAGCCACCAUUACCUGGAUUCUGUGGAUUUUAUAAUGUGUACACAUCGAAGAUUUGAUGACUCAAGUCUUCGAAGUAAACACUCCACAAAAACCGUUAUGCGUGCAUCGAUGUAACUAAUUCUCUAUAUGUGGUGUGCAUAGGGAAGUGGAGAUGGCAUUAAUGAGAUGCAGGAUCUGCUCGUUUAAACAAAAUAGCAUCUUCUGCAGACAUACGGCGGUUUGGUGAGUUUUGUUUGGUGAAUAUGUCAGUUUGGUCGCGCGACAGCAAGCUCUUUAGCGUCAGUACUAAAAUUUUGUGAGACCAGUGCAGAUAAAAAGGAAAUUAUUAAAACGUGAACUACAGAUAUCAAAA
Molecule: messenger RNA, 2424 nt
Organism: Schistocerca serialis cubense
Lineage: Eukaryota; Metazoa; Arthropoda; Insecta; Orthoptera; Acrididae
Product: carboxypeptidase N subunit 2
Exons: 10
Coding region: 1-1491 (496 amino acids)
Cellular component (GO): plasma membrane
Molecular function (GO): protein binding
Source: RefSeq, a predicted model, not a curated record